Mangifera indica (mango) is the source of this 963-nucleotide messenger RNA. RefSeq names its product probable calcium-binding protein CML18. Bases 248 to 769 code for a protein of 173 amino acids. The transcript is spliced from 2 exons. Gene Ontology annotation, molecular function: calcium ion binding; enzyme regulator activity. The record is from RefSeq and is a predicted model, not a curated record. NCBI's taxonomy places the organism in Eukaryota, Viridiplantae, Streptophyta, Magnoliopsida, Sapindales, Anacardiaceae.
UGAGAUUGCAUUACAUUAUUAAAUAGAUUUCAUUUUAUCGGAUCCGAUAUUUGGGUCAUCCUCAUCAUUUUAUUCAUUUCUCUGCAUGUUAAUUCGGAGGAUCCAUCAAAAGUGGAGGAAGAAAGGACGACUUCCCAGGAUUUUUUUGGAUCCUUCAGCUUCUCUCUCCCCUUUGAAAUCUUCAUCUCUUUUAUAACACAACAUCACGUUCGUACAUAAAUAAAGCAAAUAUACUGAAUUCAGAUUGAUGCCAGAGAGAGAAAAAGAGAAUAAAGAGUUAGUUGUUAAUAUGAGCAACAAGCUAGAUGAUGAUCAAAUCGCGCAGCUUCGAGAGAUAUUUCGUUCUUUUGAUCGAAAUAACGAUGGAAGCUUAACGCAGCUUGAGCUGGGCUCACUCCUCCGAUCGUUAGGGCUAAAACCGAGCUCUGAUCAGCUGGAAACCCUAAUUCAAAAGGCUGACACUAACAGCAACGGACUAAUCGAGUUCUCGGAGUUCGUGGGCCUGGUGGCGCCGGAUCUGCUCUCCGGGAAGUCGCCCUACAGUGAGAAGCAGUUGAAGCAGCUUUUUAGGAUGUUCGAUAGAGAUGGAAAUGGGUUCAUUACCGCAGCGGAGUUGGCUCAUUCGAUGGCGAAACUAGGGCAUGCAUUGACGGCUGAAGAGUUGACGGGCAUGAUAAGGGAAGCAGACACAGAUGGGGAUGGAAUGAUCAGUUUUCAAGAGUUUGCGGAGGCCAUUACUUCGGCUGCUUUUGAUAAUUCUUGGCCUUGAUAUAAUAGUGUAUGCAAGUUUUGCGGUAUGGUUUUGGUUUCUUUUGUUGGUUACCUGUUAAUAGUUAACAAAUGCAUCUGUGAGUGUUGUGGUUGAUUUAGAAUAGCGGAGAUCGCACAUGGUUCUUGAAUUGUUGUUUUAAUAGGAUUAUUUUGAUGGAAAUGAAGGGAGUAAGAGUUGAGUUGGCUGAUUCA